This is a messenger RNA of Cuscuta campestris, 2341 nucleotides long. NCBI's taxonomy places the organism in Eukaryota, Viridiplantae, Streptophyta, Magnoliopsida, Solanales, Convolvulaceae. The record is from the annotation of a GenBank genome assembly.
CGUUCUCUCCGUUUUUUUCAUUUGUUCACACCCGCUUUUGCGCCCAUCCCAAAUCUCGAUCAAUCAUUUCUCCCUCCACCGCCGAGUAUGUGUAUAUAUCAUCUCCUUCUCUGUGAAAUGUGAAUCAUCGUCUCAAAAGAAGACAACGUUUCAAAAGUAUUGGGUCUAAGAAAAAAACCAAUUCAUCGCGAGGCCUUUUGAAUUCCUUCUUUCUUACUGAAGAACGUGAAUGGAUGUGUAAAUACCUUGGAGUGAGACUAGCAGAUACAGUAGAGUCCUGGAAGUGGUGACCAUGAAAGGUUAUUCGCUCUUUUAUGUCUUCGUUGCUCUCAUCAUUUCCAUCAGUUCGAAGACAGCUGAUUCUGUGCGAUCCAGAGACCCUUUAGAAGCCAUUCUUGGCAAAGAAAACUUUGGCUCUUGGACUGUUAGAGAACUGAAUGCCGCAUUGGCUCAAGCUCCAGCUCCAGCCAAUCAGGGACUUAAUUGCACACUCUUAUUGGCAGAGGAUAGGACACGGAGACCGGACAUUCUUUCUAGGUUUCAUAAAUACCGAGGUGGAUGGGAUAUUGUGAAUAAACACUACUGGGCUUCUGUUGGGUUUACCGGUGCUGCUGGUUUCAUUCUUUCUGUACUAUGGUUUGUUUCUUUUGGAUUGGCCCUCAUGGUGCAUCAUUGCAUUGGAUGGAGGAUUAAUUUCAAGGCCAAUGAAUCACACUGCUCUGAUAGUAUUUGCCUAACUCUUCUUAUUGGCUUCACGUGCAUUGCUGCGAUUGGAUGCAUUCUUCUUUCUAUCGGACAGGAUAAAUUUCGCGUUGAAUCCUUGGAUACUCUAAAAUUUGUUGUAACCCAAUCCGACUAUGCUGUGCUUACUCUGAGAAAUGUGACACAAUACUUGAUACUUGCAAAAACAGUUAAAGUGGCCCAGAUUUUUCUUCCUUCCAAUGCCAUAGCUGAUAUUGACCGGGUGAAUGUGGAUUUAAAUGAUGCAGCAAAUACACUUGAGGAGAAAACAAAUGUCAACUCGGGCAGAAUAAGACGAGUCUUCAAUCUUGUUCGCAUGGCAUUGAUCACAGUUGCAGCAGUGAUGCUUUUAAUUUCUCUUUUUGGUCUAUGCCUAUCUAUCAGAGGUCAUAAACACACAAUUCAUAUAUUCAUUAUUAGUGGAUGGCUUCUAGUAUCUGUAACACUUGUUCUCUGUGGAGUUUUUGUCAUCAUUAACAAUGCAAUUUCAGACACUUGUGUAGCCAUGGGAGAAUGGGUGGACAAUCCCCGAGCAGAAACUGCUCUUAGCAACAUCCUUCCUUGUGUAGACCAGAGAACAACAAACCAGACGCUGAUAAAGAGCAAGCAAGUCAUUGUCGACAUUGUAAAUAUCGUCAAUGGAUUUGUAGACACGUAUGCAAAUUCGAAUCCAAUGGAUCUGCACAAUUCUAUUUUCUACAACCAAUCAGGGCCGCUGAUGCCUCAUCUAUGUUAUCCUUACGACUCCCAGCUGCUGCAAGACCUUCCAUGUCCGGCGCAAGACGUUUCCAUGGAAAAUUCAUCAUUGGUUUGGCACAAGUACACCUGCAAUGUUUCAGAGGCCGGUUUGUGCAGCAGCGUAGGGAGACUUUUACCUGACAUGUACAGGCAGCUAGCAGCAGCAGUCAACAUCAGCUAUGCUCUGGAACACUACGCCCCACCAAUGCUGGACCUGCAGAACUGCAAUUUCGUGCGCGAUGCCUUCAGAAAUAUCACCUCCCAUCAUUGCCCCCAACUGGAAAGCAACCUCCAAACCGUGAAUGCUGGUCUGGCUAUGAUAUCAGUAGGGCUCAUUCUUAGCCUUGGACUUUGGUUGGUGUAUGCAAACCGCCCCCAAAGGGAGGAAGUGUUUGUGAAGCUCUACAAGACUAAGGGAUGGUUCCUGUGUUAAGCAAGAAUUACAAGUCUCAGUUCCAAGGACCGCCGCAGGGUUAGACAGACUCCCUCAUCGCCCUAGCAGUGGAAUAGAAGGCGAUUGGCAGCAAUGGUAGGUAUGUGAAAGUGAAUAUUCGUGGAGUGGGACAUCCCAUGAUCUCUCUCGCAAGCCAUUCCCAGAAUGGGGCGAAGCACCUCUAUUCCAUAGGGCGGCUAGAAGCCACAUCGGUUUGAAGACUUACUUAUUGUAUGGUUUAUUUUCGUUGUUGAUCUAGUUUACUUGAUGCCUGCCACAAUGGAGGAGGUAUAUGGUACAAUUGCUUGUACUAAUAGGUACAUAUGGGGUACUCAUUCUGAAGUAAAGUAGUACUCAUUCUCACACAAACAUAACGGUUCAUUUUUACAUAACGUGGUACUCAUUCUGAAAUAACGUAUUACUCAUUCU